Cannabis sativa is the source of this 579-nucleotide messenger RNA. RefSeq lists its product as uncharacterized. Bases 1 to 579 code for a protein of 192 amino acids. The transcript has a single exon. The record is from RefSeq and is a predicted model, not a curated record. Lineage: Eukaryota; Viridiplantae; Streptophyta; Magnoliopsida; Rosales; Cannabaceae. Gene Ontology annotation, molecular function: nucleic acid binding.
AUGUUUUGUAAUUCUGAUGAAGAAACCAUUUUUCAUGUCUUGGUUGGCUGCCAUUUUGCUCAAUCAUGUUGGCAUAGGUCGGGUGUGGGAUUACAUUUCUCUGCAGAAUCUACCUUCGCCGAUUGGUUUAAGGCAUUUCUAUCAGGGGGUAGAGUGGCUUUGGUGGAUGAGCUCUUGAUGGUAGCAUGGGGUAUUUGGAAAGCUCGAAAUGAGCUUCUUUGGCAGGGUCAUUCUUCUCAGGCUGCAGAUGUGGUUCGGGUGGCAAGGUCGUGUCAUUCUAGUUGGCUGUUGGCUCAAGAGAACAAGUUUGAACCGCUGUUGUUUGAUGCUACUGUUGUUGGUAGCAGUGUUUGUUGGGUAAGGCCGCCUCCUGGAAAGCUGAAGAUCAACACGGAUGGGGCGAUUUUUGAGGCAACAGCUCAAUAUGGUACGGGCAUGGUCAUUAGGGAUUGUCAGGGGAAGUUAAUCGAAGCUAGUUCCUCUUUGCAUUCUGGGGCUUGUCAGCCGGCUGUGGCUGAAGUAUUGAGCGUCAAGGAGGCCCUUAAUUGGUUAAGUCGAAGAAUUUGUCCAAUGGGAUAG